Metarhizium album ARSEF 1941 is the source of this 414-nucleotide messenger RNA. Its product is annotated as subtilisin-like protease PR1D. The transcript has a single exon. Lineage: Eukaryota; Fungi; Ascomycota; Sordariomycetes; Hypocreales; Clavicipitaceae. The record is from RefSeq and is a predicted model, not a curated record. The coding region runs from base 1 to 414 and encodes 137 amino acids.
AUGUUCUUCAAAAUCAUUGCUGCCGCCGCGUCGGCCCUUGCUUGCCUGUCUGCUGCUGCUGCAGCUCCUGUCCACAGCCGCGCCUCGUCUUCGGCCGUGAUUGAAGGAAGCUACAUCGUCAGGCUGAAGGAGAAUGUUGCUACCGACACCCACAUGUCCUGGGUCAGAGGUAUCCACGCCAGAAGCAAUGGCAAGAAUGACCCUGCCGGCGUCGAGCGCGAGUACAACGGCCCGGCGUUCCGGGGCUAUGCCGGCCGUUUUGACGAGCAGACAGUAGAAGAGAGCAGUAGCGCCGAGGCAUGUCGCCAUAGCGUGCUGCGUGCGGCUUGCGAUAUAAGGUCAACUUGGAGACCAUUUGGCAUGGCUCGGCUUGCCGUGUCUCGCAGCCGUCCAAGGACGAGCUGGUGGAAGUGA